Aedes albopictus (Asian tiger mosquito) is the source of this 3231-nucleotide messenger RNA. RefSeq names its product transmembrane protein 245. NCBI's taxonomy places the organism in Eukaryota, Metazoa, Arthropoda, Insecta, Diptera, Culicidae. The record is from RefSeq and is a predicted model, not a curated record. The transcript is spliced from 9 exons. Bases 256 to 2949 code for a protein of 897 amino acids.
AAAAAUAGAACUUAAUGUAGGUAAAACACACGAGCCGUACGAAAGAAAAAAAAAACCUGCUGCAGGUAAAAACUGCAUUGAACAAAAUAUUGUGCAUUAUUGAACAGUGAUUACGGGGAACGAAGAAGAUGGUGUAAUUUACAGUGUGUUGCGGUGUUAAAACGAAUUGCACAAUCCACUAAUAAAGAAUCUCGAACGAUUCGGCCGUGAAAUUGCUUGACCACCGCCCAGCUGCUCCUUGAAAAAAUCUGAAAAAUGAGUACCCGCCCAAGUCCGGCACCGUUCAAGCGCUCGAUCGACGGUCUCUUUAAUGCGUGGCUGGUGCUUCGGAAUCAAGGUCACGAAAAACCCCUCCGGAAUGCGCUGUACAACGUAAUGAUGGUGGCCGUAGUGGCAGUGGUCGUUGGUGUGACUCUGGUGCUGGCCCCCUUCUUCAAACCCCUGCUGUGGGCGUUCCUGUUCGGAGCCGUUCUGUUUCCGGCGAAAAAGCGCAUAGCAGAAGCUCUCAACCGAUGGAUCGAGCGCAUCGAGAAAGACGAAAAGUAUCUGGUGCUGGGUGUGUUGGGCGCCCCGGUGCAGGGCAUCGAUUCGUUGGGCGAGUUCCUGACCGAGUGGCUGCUGGGACAUCUCAAGAUCAUCGGAAUAGGAUUCGGGAGUUUGAUCUCGUUGCGGCUGGUGGUGUGGGUUGCUCCUACCGAGGUGUUCCUUUCGCUUUGGAAUUUCAUCGUGUGGAAGCACUCGCUAUUUCGAGCGUUGCUCAGCUCGCUGACGUUGCAGAUGCUGGUCAUAAUCGUCGUGCUGUACGUUGUCAGCGUCUACAUGCUCUGGAAACCGGAGCUUUCGACUCCGUUCUUGAUCAUCGGUCAGCUCCUGUGGGUACUGAUCGUCGGGUACGGAUGCAGCUUCUUGGGAGCUCUCCAGGUUCCCGUGUUCCUGAGCUUGCUCACCUAUGGAGCCAUUGGGCUCAUCUACAAUCUACAAAAGGACGAGAAAAACGCUCGAUUUAUAGAUAAAUGGCAUAGUCUGCUGGACGUGACCAGCUACCGUCUAGACGACGGCAAGGUGGAACCCUCGGAAGGUUCCCGGAUCGAAGAACUCAAAUCAAAAAUGCAGCUGGACGUUAGCGCAACUCCGCUGUCAAGUACGAUGAAUGAUACUCGAAAUGCCACUAUCAAUAGCACCAUGGACCGAACUCACGAAUCGCUGGAAAGCGAUAUGUACUUCAGAAUACUCUUCUAUGCCUGCGGGGCAGCUCUCAUCUGGAUGCACACCUGGAUUCUGUUCCUGGGAGUUAUUCCGAUAUUUCUCCACGUGGUCAAGCGCAUAGCGGAGUACCUGGGUCUGGUUCAGUGCGUCACCCAGCAAAUAAACGACUAUUGGGAACUACUGAAACUCUGGUUAUUCCCACGUCACUCGGCCCUACUGCCACUGUGCCUGCCCGGGAUCCUCCGGGUUAACGCCAACAUCCAUAGGUACGCGUGUGCCAAAAUUCGAUCCUACAUCGACGAUAUCAGCUCGAUCGUCAUGAUUGGGUUCCUCAGUGUGCUGGUCAUGCUGGUCAGUGUGUUUGCCUUUGCGCAAAUCUACUCGGAGACGAUCGCCGUGGCCCAGCUCGGAAGUAAUUUGGUCAAUCGGACGCUCACGCAUAGGCCGGAAUUGAUCGAGAUGCUACCCAUCGAUAUGCAAUCAAUGGACAACAUCAUCGACAAUGCGUACAAGUACGGUCGGUCCCACAUCGAACAGUAUGUGGACGACAUUUUCAACGACACGGAUCCCACGCAGGCCAAAAAGCUCAAGUGCCAAAUUUUGAGUGUGUGGGAUCGGUUGAUCCAGAGCUGGAUGGAUCGCAACAAUGGCGAUGGAUUGGUGGGACCACGCGUCAGCAGCCAGUCGAUUCGGAUGACGAUCGACGAGAUUUUUAUUAAUCCAAUAACUAAAGCAGGAAUCAUCGGAUUCGUCAAAAGUAACAUCGGAAUGUUACUGGAAGUGGCUGAUUCGCUGUGGAUCCUGCUGCGUACUAAUCUCACACUUUUGGCUUCCGCCAUUGGAACGCUUGUCUCAGUCAUUCUGGGCGGAGGUCAUGCCGUACUAAAAUUUCUGUUCCAUACUAUCAUCUUCUUCACUACUCUCUACUACUUACUUCAAAGCAGUCAAGACCGCUACGCACCCACAGCAAUCACCAUCAACAACUCGUGGGGUCCUCGAAUCAUCCAGGCGCUGGAGGAUUCCAUUUCUAGCGUUGUGGUGGCGACACUGAAGCUGGCCCUAUUUCACGGCCUCUUCACAUGGCUUACGCACACAAUCGUCGGGGCACAUAUCGUCUAUUUGCCGGCUGUGCUGGCAUCAAUUCUAGCGGCAGCACCCUUUCUGGAGAGCUACUGGUGCAGUGUGCCGGCCUUUCUGGACCUGUGGCUUUCGCAGGACCGCUUCUGGUUGGGAGCGCUGCUGGUGUUGGUGCACUUUAUAGUUCCGUCCAACUUCAAUCCGAUCAUACAUUCGGAAAUUAAAGGUGGUGGUCACCCGUACCUGACCGGCCUGUCGAUUGCCGGUGGAAUGUACCUGUUCGGGCUAGAGGGAGCCCUCUUGGGACCCCUCUUGCUGUGCCUGAUGGUUGUGCUGUUCGAAGUUACCAUGAGUGCUAUCCGAGAUUCGCCGGUUACUCCUCAAACGAGGAAAUCCAGCUUAGAUACAAACAACGAGCUUUACUCACCUGCAACGACUUUAUCUAAAGAGUGGCAAGCAUUUGUCCACGGGGAAGACCAACUAUCGCUUCAGCGGUUACCCGGAAAUGGCGGACGCGUCCGGAUCAGCGCUGAUGAUGGGCUAUCAGCCGAUGGGACCACAACCGAUGACGGCGACGACAACGACGACGGCAGCGACUACUCCGGGAGCAGCACCUCGUCCUACGUAGAAAGCCUACGCGGACCGGAAGAUAGUUUUAUUAUUUGAUUUUUGCAGUUGCUCACUAUUACUGAGGACAGGUGCCUAAAGAGUUUAAAAGGAAGCUUAAAUCCUAUUCUGAAGUGAUGUGGAAGCUUUGAUAUGGGCCAAAGUGUAACGUUGACUAUGGAUUAUUGCUUAGUGUUUUAUGAAACUCGACAAAUGCGUUUCAAUAUAUUUGUUUAUACUUAAUUAUUGUUAAUAAAUGUGAUAUGCUGUAGUUUUAGGAAAAUUCACUGAUUAAAUAAUAGAAAGCUCUCAAAGUAAUAAUUAAUAUUGUUUUACUAAUGA